AUGACACCACCCCUCUCAUCUUCUUGGCCCUCCGGCACAAUCCCCAUCGAGAUCUUCGACCACAUCAGCAGCUACUUGUCACGAUUGGACGUCAAGAACCUUCGCCUCGUGAACAAGGAAUUCGAAGAAAAUGUCUCGGCGAAAUACUUCCGCAGCGUCGUCGUGCCAUUCAAAGCUGAGAUGUACACAUCCGCGCAUCGACUCGCGGCGGACAGAGCGUCCUGGGACCACCAAAGUCAAGGCCUCUCGCGGCCUGGCACUUUGCUCUCCGACGGGAUGCGCAUUUUCCAGUCCUUCGGCCAACAUAUCGUGCGCUUCGCGCUCUCCCUCGAGCUGGACGAAGACACUCUUGCCUACCCGCCCACCAAACCCACGCAAAAGGCCAUCCCAACCUACUGGGGCAUCUACCGUUGGCCGCACGACUCGUACAUGCGCUACACCGAGCUCGAGGGGUUAGAGCAGGCCGCAGAUGAGACCGCUAGCUUGAAGGAUGCUCUGCAAUGUCUGAGCCAAGUUCGCGAACUCGCCCUCUGCUGCGACGCCGGCCUGGGCUAUCUCUGCGGCCCGGAUCGAAAUCCCGACUGUCCGCCCAAGCCACACCCCGUCUUCGGUCUUCGCAAUAAACCAUACCAGGCCCGGCAACGACGCCAGGAACGCAUGGGACUUGCUGCCAAGCCCGCAACGAAGCCGGCCUUCGAGAAUCCACACGACUUCAAGUACAAUGUCCUGGCGUCCAUGGUCAGGAGCGCCGGAUACGCCGAGCCGCAGGUCCGGGAUGCUGUCAACGUUCUCCUCUGGACCGAACGUACAUCCUUGAUGGGCAUUGACGUCGACGAAAGGACUAUCUCUGCCCCUUCCAUCGAAACCCCGGACGGCUUCGCGGAGGGCGUCACUAACCACGAUACCAGUCACCCUCUGCAACCGCGGUGGCUGACUCGAGCGCAACAGGAGUUGCUCCUCGAGCUAGAAUGGGUACACCGUGCUCUGAUCCAGUCCUACAUUAUUGCCGUCAUAGACAACUCGCGUGCCUCCCUGUUUCAGUCACUGACAACUCUGACCGUUGCGAAAAUCCCCAGCAGUCACGUCUUCAUGUUCCAGCGGAAUGACUUUUGGCAGAGUCUCCCGAGUCUGAAUGUUGUCUCUUUCGCAGUUGUUCCGGACUGGCGCAACGUGGCCAAGAUCGCACCUGGUUGCCUGCAGGACAUCAGCGUGUCCCCCGUGGAUUCCGUAUCCCACGUAUUUACCUUGCUUCAGGAGUUCGUUGGCCGGCAAAGGAACAUCACCUCCCUUCAUUUCGAAUGGCUUUGCGGCGGCGAGUUUGCACCGGGCCUCUACCAGCGCAACCGAUACGUCCUUCCGGCGCCUCUCUGCAUGCCGACGUGGAUGGUCCAUCCCGACGCAGCCAAGUCGCCAGACCAGUUGUUGUCGCUGCCGUUUGUCAACCACCUAUCGCUGAAGAACUGCUACGCCACGCCCCACGUCUUCGUGCAAGUCCUCCGAACGAUGGCGCUCGAAUCUCUUCAGCGGCUCGAACUGGAGUCGGUUUCCCUCACAGGCCGACCCAUGACGACGGAGCAACUUGAACCCGUGGCUGCCCAAGCAAACCAACCGGCCGUAAACGCCGCCUUGGCCGCCUUGAUUGAACCAGAUCCCACCCACCAGAAUCAGAAUCCGGGCGGCGGCGUUCAGGCUUGGUUCCAGGCCGUCCAAGCCGCGACGCAGAACCCGUUCAACCCGGGCCAAGGCACAUUCGGGAACAACUUGCACCAGCAGCAGCAUCCCGUGCUUUCUCACCUCAACGAGGCCGCUGGCGGCGCUUCUUCGUUUCCUGCCCCCGCGUGGCCCGCUACUACACCCGCGCGGUUGACAAGACCGAGCCUGUUCUCCUGGGACGGGAUCAUAGAUCACUUCACCCCCGGCCCGAACAUGGCGGACCUCAUCUCGUCUGGCCGGGCGAAAUUCGUCAGCCAGCCGUCCACGGACCCGGACAUCAGCAUGGACUUCUUGCCGCAGCCCGGGAACCUGCGCCGGCAGCAGCACGAGUACAAGCUCAACAGAAUGACGUUCAGGUCCUGCGGCUACGUCGGCGUGGCGGCGCCCUUUAUCGACACGAGGAGCGUGCUGCCGGACGGCUCGCCGUGGGAAGAGCCGUUCGAGAUCAACGCACGGCGCAAGGUUCUCGCCCCCUACGUGCAGCAGUGCAGUGACAAGUUGGCGGCCAAGAUCGUCAACUGGCUCCGGCCGCAGGAGCAUCAUAAUCUCUGUGACGCGUUUGGGAUGGGGACGAAGUGGACGAACUGGUAUGACGCCCACGUCAUCCAAGCGGCGAAACUUGACGGCAUCAUGGACCCCGGUCGGGGUCGGUUCAGCGGCGAUAUUGUAGGGGCGAAGAGCCCGCCUUUCUCUCCCCGCUCCUUUGUCUACUACGGGGAGGGAUAG
Molecule: messenger RNA, 2439 nt
Organism: Sodiomyces alkalinus F11
Lineage: Eukaryota; Fungi; Ascomycota; Sordariomycetes; Glomerellales; Plectosphaerellaceae
Exons: 2
Coding region: 1-2439 (812 amino acids)
Source: RefSeq, a predicted model, not a curated record